Cuscuta campestris is the source of this 1720-nucleotide messenger RNA. NCBI's taxonomy places the organism in Eukaryota, Viridiplantae, Streptophyta, Magnoliopsida, Solanales, Convolvulaceae. The record is from the annotation of a GenBank genome assembly.
UUCAAUAGGAUUUUUUUUCUUGCGAAACCAAACCUAUGAUUGAAAGUUACCAGCACAUAAAUCAUCAUCUUCAAAUUUCACAAACAUCCAAGAUGGCAGAGCAGAAAGCAAAGGCAUGGAAAGCGGCAUCCUCAAAGCCUCCCGUAAGCGUCCUGCCUUACCAGACACCAAUGUUGAAGGCGCAUUACACCCUGGGGAAGAAGCUGGGCCACGGCCAAUUCGGGACGACCUACGUGUGCACGGAGAGAGCCACCGGGCUUGAAUACGCCUGCAAAUCCAUCCCAAAGAGGAAGCUGCUGUGCAAAGAGGAUUACGAGGACGUGUGGAGGGAGAUCCAGAUCAUGCAUCAUUUGUCCGAGAACCCACACGUUGUUCGAAUCAAAGGAACGUACGAAGACGACACGACCGUUCACCUUGUCAUGGAGGUCUGCAGGGGCGGGGAGCUGUUCGACCGCAUUGUGUCCAAGGGCCACUUUAGCGAGAGAAAGGCUGCUGAGUUGAUGAAGACCAUUGUUGGGGUAGUAGAGGGGUGCCAUUCUCUUGGGGUCAUGCAUAGGGAUCUCAAGCCUGAGAACUUCCUGUUUGAUACCCCAGAUGAGGAUGCAAAGCUCAAGGCCACCGAUUUUGGCCUCUCUGUCUUCUACAAGCCCGGUCAGUAUCUUUCUGAUGUGGUAGGCAGCCCCUACUAUGUUGCUCCUGAGGUGCUGCACAAAUUUUAUGGACCCGAAAUUGAUGUAUGGAGUGCUGGUGUUAUCCUUUACAUCUUAUUGUGUGGGGUUCCACCUUUUUGGGCUGAAACCGACAAUGGCAUCUUUAAGCAGAUCAUGAAAGGGAAAGUAGAUUUUGAAUCCGAACCUUGGCCUUCCAUUUCGGAGAGUGCAAAGGAUUUGAUAAAAAGGAUGCUCCAACGCGAUCCCCGGCAACGAAUAACUGCACAUCAAGUCUUGUGCCAUCCUUGGAUCGUGGACGACACAGUUGCACCAGACAGACCUCUGGGCUCGGCAGUUUUGACACGCCUAAAGCAAUUCUCUGCCAUGAACAAACUUAAAAAGAUGGCAUUGCGUGUCAUAGCAGAAAGGCUCUCAGAAGAAGAAAUAGGAGGGCUAAGACAGUUGUUCAAAAUGAUUGACGCGGAUGGGAAUGGGACCAUCACGUUUGAAGAACUCAAACAGAGUUUGAAAAGAGUCGGGUCUGAGCUGAUGGAGUCUGAAAUCCGCGAUCUGAUGAAUGGGGCAGACAUUGACAACAAUGGGUCUAUCGACUACGGUGAAUUUCUGGCAGCCACUUUACACUUGAAUAAGAUGGAAAAAGAGGAAAACUUGCUUGCAGCUUUCUCAUACUUUGACAAAGAUGCUAGUGGCUACAUAACCAUUGAUGAGCUCCAACAGGCGUGCAAGGACUUUGGUUUCGCCGACGCUUCUUUGGAUGAAAUUAUCAAAGAAAUUGAUACAGACAAUGAUGGGCGAAUCGACUAUGGGGAAUUUGCCACAAUGAUGAGAAAGGGAAACAGAGGAAUGAGUACGAGAGGCAAUUUGAAUUUUAACAUUGCAGACGCCUUCGAAUCAAUGGUGGAAGGGUGUUCUUCCGGCCCUUCGUGUACUUAACUUUGCUCUUGCUCCUAAUUAUAUUAAUUGUAUCUGUUUAAAAUGAUAAGAACAAUACUAAAUUAAAUAUUUGUAAAAUACUGUACAAGAUAGCUUAUUAAAUUGAAACUUCAAUG